This is a messenger RNA of Herpailurus yagouaroundi (jaguarundi), 5345 nucleotides long. RefSeq names its product solute carrier family 38 member 8 (gene SLC38A8). The transcript has 19 exons. The coding region runs from base 1328 to 2857 and encodes 509 amino acids. The record is from RefSeq and is a predicted model, not a curated record. Gene Ontology annotation, cellular component: membrane. Gene Ontology annotation, molecular function: L-amino acid transmembrane transporter activity. NCBI's taxonomy places the organism in Eukaryota, Metazoa, Chordata, Mammalia, Carnivora, Felidae. Gene Ontology annotation, biological process: amino acid transmembrane transport.
GAGCCUGACGCGGGGCUUGAACUCACGGACCGCGAGAUUGUGACCUGAGCUGAAGUCGGACGCUUAACCGACUGAGCCACCCAGGCGCCCCUCGUGGUCACCUCUCCUACUCUUUGGAACCUAUUUGUCUAGUCCUGGUCUCUUCAUACGUCGGCCUUUCCUCCAGAACGGAGCCCUUGUCUUUCGCCUCUGACUCGCUGUGAGUCUGCGUGCGUCGAAUGAGAACGCACUCAGGCCCCAGCCCCAUGGGGCGCAGUGUGCCGAAGGGUGGCCCCUGUCGUGCUGAGUAGUGUGCCCUAGAGCCUGUGGAUGUGACCUUAUCUGGAAAAUGGGUCUUCUGCUUUGCAGGUGCAGUGAGGAAAGGAUCUCGAGAUGAGAUCAUUCUGGAAUGUGUGAGUGGGCUCAAAUCCCAGGACAGGUGUCCUCCCACGAAUAGGAGAGGACCCAGACACGGGGCGGGUGUGGGAAGAUGGCACCCAGAGGGACGGAGUGACGGGGCCACCAGCCCAGCACCGCCUGGAGCCCUUAGGAGCUGGACGAGGCAGGAGGGAUCACGCCCUGGGGCCUUUGGAGGGAGGGCGGGCCUGCUGGGAGAGAAUAAGUUCCCAUUGUUUUGAGACCCCCAGCUGGUGAGUUUGUUAUGGCAGCUUCAGGAGGCUCCUUGUGUGGGGGAAGUCACGCCUUUUUCUCUCUUCCGGAAUCCUACUCUCACUCUCUGGUUCGGUGCUUCCCGUCCUGGGCGCCGGCAGCCAGGCAGGGUGCGGGGUGAAGCAGGUUUUGGGAUGACACAGCCAGGGUUGAACCCCGGGCCGGUCAGUUGCCAGCGGGCCCGUUCCACCUGCCUGAGCUCACUGCCCGCUCUGUGUCGAGCACUAUGGUGUCACCCCCUCGGGAUUCGCUGUGGGGGACCCAGUGAGACGCCCAGUGCCGGCUACAGGGCCCGGUUCCCAGCAUCGCUCACUCGGUGAGCGCCGGUCCAGCUGUGCGCUCCUGGGCCACAACCCCGGCUCCCUUUUCGCAUCCACGCCUGCCACUCAGCAGGUCAAACGCUCACUCAACGCCUCUACGCGGAGCCUGCAAAGACCAACAGUCUGCUGGUGACACGGUCAGGGGAUGGAGACCGUUGGAAACCACAUGGAGAAAAAGCCCUGGGCGCUGAUCUGGUGUCCGCCAGAUAAGGACUGAUCGGGGGCCAAGCACCUGCUGACUGCCUGGGCCUUUGCACGCACUGGAGUCCACAGCGGGCCCCACAGCCCACGGCGAGCUGCAAGUGGGGCCCAAAGAAAUGCCGCUGAACCAGCUGGAGCAAGCCUGAGCCCUGUCCCUGAUGGCUGACAACUAUCUGAUCUUGAAGUCUGGAUUUGGGGCCAUGGAGGAACCGACGGCCGGGAGCCCAGGCCUCUCGGAGAAGCCGGUCCCCGCGGCCGCCAGCCCCUCUCUGUCCUCGCUGGGCGCUGUCUUCAUCCUCCUGAAAUCCGCGCUGGGGGCCGGCCUGCUCAACUUCCCCUGGGCCUUCCACAAGGCGGGUGGGGUGACCCCCGCCUUCCUGGUGGAGCUGGUCUCCUUGGUCUUUCUCAUCAGCGGGCUGGUCAUCCUGGGCUAUGCUGCCUCUGUCAGCGGCCAGACGACCUACCAGGGUGUGGUUGGAGGGCUGUGUGGCCCGGCCUUGGGGAAGCUGUGUGAGGCCUGCUUCAUCGUGAACCUGCUUAUGAUCUCCGUGGCCUUCCUCAGGGUGAUUGGGGACCAGCUGGAGAAGCUGUGUGGCUUCCUGCUGCCCAGCGCCCCCCCGGCCCCGCAGCCGUGGUGCGUGGACCAGCGCCUCACCCUGCCCCUGCUCUCCGCGCUGGUCAUCCUGCCCCUGUCCGUCCCGCGCGAGAUCGGGUUCCAGAAGUACACCAGCGUCCUAGGCACCCUGGCCGCCUGCUACCUGGCCCUGGUCAUCGUAGUGCAGUACUAUACUGGGCCCCAAGGCCUUGCUCGUGAGCCCCGCCCCGCACAGAGGUGGCUGCUGUCCCUGGUGCCUGGGGGAGGAAAGAUCCUGACUCGGGAGGCGUUCGGGGGCCGGGAGGCGUACCGGGCAGAAAAGCAGCCCCCUUCUGUCACCGGGAGCGGUGGUUCUCGACUAGGAGCAGUUCUAGGGGGCCACUGGGCAACGUCCAGAGAUGUUUUUGGUUGUCACAACGUUCGAGGUGGCUCCCGGUGCCUCGGGCGCCCCCUGAGCCCCGCCCCUGCCUCGCAGUGUCACGAAGCCGGGGUGUCCAUUUACUGCAGCAUGACCCAUCGGAACCUCUCCCAUUGGGCCCUGGUCUCCGUGCUGUCCCUGCUGGCCUGCUGCCUCGUCUACUCGCUGACAGGGGUUUACGGCUUCCUGACCUUCGGGGCAGAAGUUUCUGAGGACAUCUUGAUGUCUUACCCGGGCGACGACGUGGUCAUCAUCGUGGCCCGGGCCCUCUUCGGAGUGUCCAUCGUGACCGUCUACCCCAUUGCGCUCUUCCUGGGGAGGUCGGUGAUGCAGGAUUUCUGGAGGAGGAGCUGGUGCCUGGCGUGUGGGCCCGGGGCCCUGGCGGAGCCCUCGGGGCCAUGGGUCCGGGUGCCACUGACCGUCCUGUGGGUCGCCGUGACGCUGGCCAUGGCCCUGCUCCUGCCCGACCUCAGCGAGAUCAUCGGCAUCAUCGGCGGGAUCAGCUCCUUCUUUAUCUUCAUUUUCCCGGGUCUGUGCCUCAUCUGUGCCGUUAACGUCCAGCCUGUAGCUGCACGCGUCAGGUGCUGUUUGGAGGCGUGGGGAGUGGUCUCCGUGCUCGUGGGCACCUUCAUCUUCGGGCAGAGCACGGUGGCAGCCGCCUUGGAACUCCUCUGAGCAGGAGGGGGUCGGCCCGGCCCCAUGGCUGCCCUGGUGCAGCUGCCUGCGUCCAGCUGUGCGACCCGUGUCCUUGCCUCAUAAAGAUGCUGGAGAAAUGGAUACCUUCUGCCUCCUGAGGCUGCUCAUUUGGGCUUCUGCUGGUUCAGAGGGUUUCGGGCGCAGUGCCGAGGAGGGCGGAUUCGGGUCCUCGGGCCGCCCUGACAAGGACCACAGCCUGGGGGCUUCGAAGGGCAGAAGGGUCCCCUCACCGUCUGGGGGCGGGAGCCUGAGAUGCAGGUGUGGGCAGGACCGCGCUGCCUAUCGGGGAGGAUCCCCUGCCCCUUCCAGCCUGCGGUGUGGCUGGCCAUCCGUGGCGGUUCUUGGCCUUCCCUUCCCGCGUGGUCAUCUGCCCUGUGUGUCCUUCCAAGUCUUUUUUUUAAAGUUAGAGACCGUGAGAUCCAGUGGGGGAGGGGUAGAGGGGAGGCGGCUAGAGGAUCCCUGUGCUAACAGGGGAGAGCUGGACGCGGGGCUCGAACUCACGAACCGCGAGAUCGUGACCUGGGCAGAAGUCGGACGCUUAACCGACAGAGCCACCCAGGAGCCCCGAGAUUUCCCUCCUCGUAUGAGACCCCAGUCAUUGGAUUAGAGCCACCUUCGUCCAGGAUGACCUCAUCUGAAUUUACUUCCUUAGGGUCUGCAAAGAUCCUGUUUCCAAACAAGGUCACAGUCACAGGCUCUAGGAGUGGGGACUUCAACCUAAUAUUUCUAAGAGACACACUUCAUAACAGAAGUAGGGGCUGAGGCCCAGGGAGCCCUGCUUUGGCCCACACUCCGAUGGGAGGGUCCUAGGGAUUGUCCCUUUCCCUCUGGCUGGACCCGAAGAGCCUGGAAACCCAGUGAGCUGUGUGCGGUUCCCUCCCCCCCCCCCCCCCCCAAUUCUGGGUGUCACACCUGCGGCUGAGGGCAAGGGGCCCAGAGGUCUGCCCCAGGGUCAGGGUCGGGGGAACGGGGGUGGAGGGAGAGGCAGCUUGUGGCCCAGGUGCUCCUGGGUCGCUGUGCUUGCCAGCACUGACCCUCUACUGGACCUGGGGUGUCCUGGAGGUCGCUGCGUUCGGGCCACUCUCCCUCUGCCUUGGGACGUCUCCCGGAAGCCGGCGGUUGGCUGUGGCCAGAUCCAGGAGGGGCCAACGUUUGAGGACCUCUCCCUCAGGCCUGUCCACCUGCAUGAUUUGCUUUCAGCUCUAACUUACCUGCUGUCAAGUUCACCCUUGAAAAGUAUACGAUUCAGUGGGUGUUAGCCGAGGCACAACGUUGUCCAGCCAUCACCAGCUGGACGUUUUUGUCACCCCAGGGAAACCCGCACUCAUUAGCAGUCACUCCCCAGCCCCGGGAACCGCGAAUCUGCUGUCUCUGCAGAUCUGUUCCUUCCGGACGUUCUGUACCAAUGGACUCGUUCGAUAGCGGCCUCCGUGUCUAGCUCCUUUGAGGUCGCGUAAUGUUUUCAAAUUCAUCCAUUUUACAGGGGGAGGCAGCUGAGACAUGGAAAAGUCCAGGUUGCUUGUCCUGUGAGCUACAGAGCUGGGGUCGGGACCAACCAGGGGGUGGGGGGGGGGUCACGUUCCACCGUCCACUUUCUUUCUAGUGCACACUCCUGAGUGGCCAAGGGGGUGUGACCCCAUCCACCCAGCCCUAGGACGAGGAUGCAGCUGCUGCCUCCUCCGCCCUGGUUGCAUGUGUAGACUCUGACCCAGUAAUUGGGGCACCAGCGUCUCCUACACGGGCCUUCCGACGAGCUACACACCCUGCCACACACCGUGGGUCCGGUGGCCACGGAACCAGGACAAGGUGCUGCGGCAGAAGUGCCCCACAGCCAGCGAUGUGAUCCUCAUAGGACUGUCACCUCAACCAUCAUCAUGCAAGGACACGGUGCCAUCAGAGAAAUGCCCGCUGGGCCAUCACCCUCUGAUGUCCCCCCCGAUGGAGGACCGCCCCCGCACGCCUCCGGCGGGAGGUUCGGGAUUUGAACUGGGCACAGCAAGAAUGUCGUCGGCCAUCGAACGCAGGUGGUGAAGGUCUCCAUUUGGGCAGGACCCCCUGCACACCCAGCUUCCCUGUACCUGGCACCAAGAUCCGGGAGAAGGCCUCAGGCUGACUCAGCGUGUCCACCUUGACGUGCCGGAAGGCCUUGCACACGGGGCUCUGCAGGUGCCUAACUCAUAGACCACGAAGGUGAGGCCAUCGGCCAGCCUCACUGCCGCGAUGCUGGGGAGAGAGAGGCUCCAGCUGGAGGGCUGCCCCCCAAAAGCCUGGCAGAGGUGGGAGGGGCCCCCAGCACUGGCCCUCUGGUGUGUUCAGUGAGGAUCCCCGCCACCUGAUGCCAGGCCUGGUCCCGGAAGGGGGCCAGGAAAUACUCACUGAACGAAUCGCAACGAAACGACACUUGAAAAGGCCUUACUGCCAUUUAAAAACCCCACCUUUCAAAAUAAAAACCUCUUCCUCCUCCUGC